This is a messenger RNA of Clarias gariepinus (North African catfish), 5637 nucleotides long. RefSeq names its product tenascin R (restrictin, janusin) (gene tnr). The transcript is spliced from 23 exons. Gene Ontology annotation, molecular function: protein binding. The coding region runs from base 123 to 4199 and encodes 1358 amino acids. The record is from RefSeq and is a predicted model, not a curated record. NCBI's taxonomy places the organism in Eukaryota, Metazoa, Chordata, Actinopteri, Siluriformes, Clariidae.
GAAAAUAAUAAGACAGCAGUGAAGAGUCUCACAUCACCAGCUGGGUUUCAAUAAGUGGGCAUUGGGUUUCCUUUAAUGAGAUUAGACUGGUAAGAAAAGAAGAGGACUAUUACUGGUACCUUAUGAGUGAAACCAUGAUGCGUGGGUCCACAAUGGCAUUGCAUUCUCUAAUGAGCCUGGCAUUGCUGUUCCUCAGUGUUAUUGGUGACCCAGACCAAAAGGACAAAAUAGUAUGGACAGCUAGGAUUAAACGGCAAGCCACAGAUGAUAGUGGCAACAGCAACAACAAUCAGAGCCAGCCCAUGAUCUUCAACCAUGUGUACAAUAUUAAUGUUCCACUAGAGUCCCUGUGCACAGUGGAUCUGGACUCAAAGGGAUCCAUAGAGAGUGAUCAAUCAGGUGAGGAGUACAAGGAGCAAUCAAUGGAUUCGGACAGCCAAGUGACUUUUACCCACAGCAUCAACAUCCCCAAGGCAGUGUGUUCAUGCCCAGCUUCAGCCAUGCUGCAGGAGCUAGCCAGUCGCAUAGAGAUGCUGGAGAGAGAAGUUUCACUGCUCAAAGUACAGUGUAGCAGUGCUUGUUGUGGAGAUAACUUAGUCCUGGGCCGACUGGAUUUUGGUCCUCACUGCAGUGGCCAUGGCACCUUCAGCAUGGAUGUUUGUGGCUGUGUGUGUGAUGAAGGCUGGAUGGGAAAGAACUGCUCCGAACCACAAUGUCUGGGGAACUGCUCUGGCCAGGGUGCAUGUAUUGAAGGCGAGUGUGUGUGUGAGAGUGACUUCACUGGAGAAAACUGCUCAGAGCCCAGGUGCCCUGGUGACUGUUCAGACCAGGGUAUGUGCAUCGCUGGAGAAUGUGUCUGUGAGGAGGCCUACACUGGAGAUGACUGUUCCAUGAACAGAUGUCUGAAUGACUGCUCUGAGCAGGGGCUCUGCAUCAAUGGAACGUGCCAGUGCAGACUGGGAUUCCUAGGUGAAGAUUGCUCACGCAUCUCCUGUGUUAACAACUGCAGCUACAAGGGAGAAUGUAGAGCUGGAUUCUGUGUGUGCCAUGAAGGUUACAUUGGAGAUGAGUGUGCUUCAGUGGCACCACCUAUGAAUUUGCAAGUGCAUGGAGUGACGGAUCGUUCUAUUGACAUAGAGUGGGAGGGGUCAUCAGCUGCAACAGACUAUUUGAUCACCUACUCUUCAACAAGCCCGGAUGGAGUACAGCUGGAAUUGAGAGUUCAAGGCAAAGUGACCAACACCACCAUCUGCAAGCUGCUGCCGGGUCUGGAGUACAACAUCAAUGUGUACACUGUCAUUGAUGAGGUCAUCAGUGUGCCAGUCAGCACCUUGGUCUCAACUUAUCUUUCAAAUCGUGAUGGUCUUCUCUUCAAAUCUAUCAUGGAAACAUCAGUGGAGGUUCAGUGGCAACCCUUUGACUACGGGUUUGAUGGUUGGGAAAUAAGCUUUAUUCCCAUGGACAAUGAUGGACAAAUGACAACCCAGCUGCCCAACAACAUUACAUCCUACAACCAGACUGGUCUGAGGCCUGGUGAGGAGUACACUGUAAAUCUGGUGGCACUUAAAGACCAAGGCAGAAGCCAACCUGUCACCACCACUGUUACUACAUUAAUUGAUGGACCGACCAAGCUUAUGAUCCGUGAUGUCUCAGACACUGUGGCAUUUGUUGAAUGGACUCUGCCCAGGGCCAAAGUGGAUGAAAUAAUCUUGCGAUAUGGAAUAGUGGGUUCUGGUAGACCAAAGACCACAUUUCAUCUGGAGGCAACUCUGAGUCAGUACUCACUACAAGUUCUGAGGCCAGGCUCUAGAUAUGAAGUGUUGGUUAGCAGCUUUCACAAGGGCGUCGAAAGUAGAAUUGUUUCUGCCGAGUUUAUCACAGGACUGUUUUUUUUUUUAUUUACAGAGAUCGAUCCACCCAAGCACUUGCGGGUAGUUUCUAAGACUUCCACAUCUCUGGAGCUGGAGUGGGAGAACAGCAAGGCUGUUGUGGAGUACUAUCAUGUUGUGUACAGUACACUGGCUGGAGAUCAGUACAAUAAAAUUAUAAUCCUGCGUGGCAAUGGAACCACAACCAAGACAACUCUCACAAAUCUGCAGCCAGGCACUGAAUAUGGCAUUGGAAUAUCAGCCAUUCUGGGUACCAACCAAAGCAACCCAGCCACAAUGAAUGCCAGGACAGGUUUGGAUAUCCCCAUGGAUCUGAUGGUCACAGCCUCCACAGAAAACAGCAUCACUUUACUCUGGGGUUCUGUUCAGGGACCUAUUGAAUAUUACAGAGUGAGCUACACCUCAACUAAUGGUGUGACGACUGAAAUAACCGUACCCAGUGAUAUCAGCAGCACCACACUGAGUGGCCUGGAGCCUGGUACUGAGUACACCAUCACAGUCAUGGCUCAGAGGGGCAGACAACAAAGUGCUGCGGCCACAAUUGAUGCCUUUACAGGCUUCCGUCCUGUGAGUCAGCUAUACUUCUCAGACAUCACGGCUAAUUCCGUGGCUGUAUCCUGGAAUGCUCCGGCCCCACCUGCCAGUAGUUUUCACCUGCAGUACUCAACAGAUGAUUCCUAUGAGGAGGUGGAAGUCGUUUUGGAUGGUUCCAAGACCAAGACUAUCGUUUCAGGGCUUCUGCCUGCCAGAAAAUACACAGUUACUCUAGUCACCAUGCAUGGAGACACAGCUUCAGAGCCAGUUACAGGCACCAUUGUCACAGGUAUGGACCCUCCCAGAGAGAUUAUGGUAUCAUACAUCUCUGAGGAUUCAGUAACUGUGUCAUGGGCUCAGCCACUUGCUCACUUUGAUUACUACAAAAUGUCCUACCGAUCUGCUAGAGGUCAGUUAGACACUCUGGUGAUUGACAAGGAUGUGACAAACUAUACUUUGACAAGACUCCAUCCAGCAACAGAAUAUGACAUCAAGUUAAACACUGUGCGUGGAAGCCAGGAGAGCAAGGUCAUCAGCAUCAAUGUCUUUACAGCAAUGGACAUGCCAAUGGAACUUAUGGCCCUGAACGUCACUCCACAAGGAGCACUGUUGCGCUGGACUUCUCCACUCUCAAAUGUGGAUAACUAUGUACUUACCCUCACCUGCAACCAAGUCACAGCUGACACAUUCCUAGUGGAAGGAAAUAAGCAGGAACAUCAACUGAGUCACCUUCUCCCCAGCACUCCCUACUCCAUUGCUCUCUAUGCCACUAAGGGCCCUUUGACCAGCGGAACCGUUCUCACCAGCUUCAUCACCCCCAUGGAUGCCCCACAGAAUCUGACUGCCAGUGAGGUCAACCAUCGUAGUGCCCUCAUCUCAUGGCAACCGCCCAUUGCAGACAUUGUCAAUUACAUGCUGACCUAUAAGUCAGCUGAUGGAAGCCGCAAGGAGCUAAGUCUGGAUCCUGAGGACACAUGGAUCCGUCUGGAGGGACUAGCUGAAUCUACAGAGUACACAGUGAGACUGCAAGCAGCCCGAGGCCUUGAAACCAGUGCCAUUGUCUCUACAUCCUUCACAACUGGAAACCGGUUGUUUGCUGUUCCGCAGAACUGUGCCCAGCAUCUGUUAAAUGGCGAGCUGCUCAGUGGGGUUUACACUGUCUACAUCAACCGUGAGCCCAGUCAGGGUUUACAGGUCUAUUGUGACAUGACUACAGAUGGUGGUGGCUGGAUUGUGUUCCAGCGCCGCCAGAAUGGCCUAACUGAUUUCUUCAGGAAGUGGAGUGAAUACAGGACUGGAUUUGGAAAUUUGGAGGAUGAGUUCUGGCUAGGUUUAGAUAAUCUUCACAAGAUUACAUCUCAGGGGCACUAUGAGCUUCGAAUUGACAUGAGAAAUGGCCAGGAGGCAGCAUAUGCCAAUUAUGACCGCUUCACUAUUGGAGACUCCAGAGGCCUCUACAAAAUAAGGAUAGGGGAAUACAAUGGCACUGCUGGUGACUCUCUGAGUUACCAUCACGGACGGCCUUUCUCCACUAAAGACAAGGAUAAUGACAAUGCUGUGACUAACUGUGCACAUGCCUACAAAGGAGCCUGGUGGUAUAAAAACUGUCACAGGGUCAACCUAAAUGGAAAAUAUGGAGAGUCUAGACACAGUCAGGGUAUCAACUGGCACAUGUGGAAAGGCCAUGAGUUCUCUAUCCCAUUUGUGGAGAUGAAGACAAGACCAUAUAAUUAUCGCAGCAUCAGUGGCAAGCGAAGGCGGUCCGCUCAACAUUAAUCCCUUGUUUUAUGUCUUACUAGCUGUUCCUAUUUUUACAUAAAAGGAAAAGUAAGGCUGUUGUUGAUCUUUUUUGGAGAAUUGCAUUUAAAUGAUAGGCCUUUUGAAUAGUUCUCUUCUCUGUGAAGCUUUUGCCCCCUAAAGGUGUUUAAAUAAAUAAAAAAGCAUAAAAAAGGCUCCUAGAUGAAGUGUAGUUGAGUCUGGGGAAAGAACAUGAAUAAACAUUACAUACAUGACAGUGUUACUUUACGGAAAAAGAUUUUAGAACCAAAUCACUACUCAGAAGAAGGGGAAAUUAUAUUUUUAUAACUGAAAUGCUAUAAAAUAUGAAAAUGGUUUACAUGCAAAAUUUUGGGACUGUUUUUUAUCUGAAAUUUGUUUUGAGUAUAGUACUUUAAUUUAUUUUGCUAUUUCACGCAUUCAUAGGGAAAGAAAUCCCCAAAGUGACAUUAUGAGGCGAUCUAGACUAUAUGAGCACAUUAUUUGUUUGAUUAUUUAAUUUUUUAUUUCUGUAAUUACUUUCUUGUCUUACUUGUCAGGGUUGUGAUAAAUCAGGAGCGUAUGCCAGGAAUACUGUGUCACAAUACAGUGCAGUGGCUGCUUAGUGAUUUAGGCUCUGGGUUACCAAGAAGAAUGAUGGAGUUCUGAUUGAAGUUUUUUCCAUUAUUAAGCUGUUACUGCUAAGCUCUUAAAAGAGGUCCUUAACCGUUUCUUGUAAUUUUGAUUCUUUUUACAAAUGUACACACCUAUAAACAUUUAGGGCAAGUAAAUGUAGACAGCAGGACUAUUGUCAGUUUUUUUGGACCAGAAGAAAACUUAAAGACAAGUAGAGUAGAGGGAAAUUUUCUACAGGUGAUAACUUGGACUUAAGGCUGAAUCAGCUGUGAGGCAGCGAUUUUAUUUUUAUUUAUUUUUUAGCAGUUAUUAUAAUUGAUUCCAUACGCAUAUAUAGUUAUUUAUCUAUUUCAAAUUUUACCAGUACAGAUUUUUACAGUACAGAUGUCCUUAGCACUUUAUGAUAAUUUGUGGGAUAUGUCUUAUUCCUCCAACCAGUAUCUGACACAUCCUAGGAACACUGAUCAUGAAGUGCAUCCUAAAUUGGACACCAGUCAUUUGAAGGGUCCACACACUUUACACACUCAGUUACUUCUAGUGCCAAUUUAUAUUAGGAAAUUCACCUAAGGCCAUAUUUUUGGAAGACAGGGAACCUAAAGAAAUGGCCACAAGGAGAGACCCUGAAGCUGUGAGGCAACCACCCUAUCCCACAAUCACUGUUUCUAUGCAAAAUCCAAAAUCUGUCCAGUUUAUUAGAUUUUCUGCUGCAAUGCAGUAUCAGUUUUGCCAGUUGGGCCUUCAGUGAGCUUUUACUUUGUACAAUGUAGAUCAAGAUAGACCACAUACAUCUGAAUUCUAUUAUAAAACAUACAGUAUGCUGUUG